AUGAAACAUACGUUUUGUUUUUUCGUUCAGUUUCUAGAGAAAAGUGAUUUGAAAAAACUGGCUGAAGUGAUAGAGAUUAUAGUCGACAGGCAUUCACCGAAUCCUAUUUUGCUCUCAGCGCUUCCACAGAUCGUCGGUAACGUUUACGGGAGCCCAGUGAAUCCGGAAAAGGAUCAGAGCUAUCGAACGACGUGGCGAGCAUUGGUGAAGGAUCAUUGCGGUGGCAAAAUAUUAAUUGCACCAUUACCAAAUGGGGAGGAAGUGUUGAUCAAGAAGAAGAAAUAG
This is a messenger RNA of Gongylonema pulchrum, 285 nucleotides long. Lineage: Eukaryota; Metazoa; Nematoda; Chromadorea; Rhabditida; Gongylonematidae. The record is from the annotation of a GenBank genome assembly.